Messenger RNA from Drosophila rhopaloa, 908 nucleotides. It is a transcript of the gene Tcs1, whose product is annotated as yrdC domain-containing protein, mitochondrial. The transcript has a single exon. Bases 1 to 771 code for a protein of 256 amino acids. Gene Ontology annotation, molecular function: nucleotidyltransferase activity; tRNA binding; double-stranded RNA binding. The record is from RefSeq and is a predicted model, not a curated record. Gene Ontology annotation, cellular component: cytoplasm. Gene Ontology annotation, biological process: regulation of translational fidelity. Lineage: Eukaryota; Metazoa; Arthropoda; Insecta; Diptera; Drosophilidae.
AUGCAACCACACCUGGCGGGACUAAUGCGCCGCCUGCAGACGCAGCUGCUACGAAUUGUCUAUGGUCACCACAAAACGACCAGAAUGCAGCACCGAGUGAGUGAGCUAAGCACUCCAAUUUGUCCAGUCGGAGAUGAGGCGGCUCUUCAACUGGCCCGCCAGUGCCUGCUAAGUGGUCAGGUUAUUGCCCUGCCCACCGACACAGUAUAUGGCCUGGCCUGCGAUGCCAAUAACGAGUCAGCCAUCCAACGGCUCUACGAUAUUAAGGGCCGUAAUGAGCACAAACCCGUGGCAAUCUGCGUACACAACAUCGCUGCUCUGCGUCGCUUUGGUCAGGCUGCCCAUCUCAGCGACGAGCUGCUAACUCGUUUGCUCCCGGGCCCCCUGACCAUCGUGAUCGAGCGGACACCACAGUUGAGCAACCGGUUCCUUAAUCCCAGCACCUCCAAGAUCGGCAUUCGCAUUCCGGACUUCAAGUUCAUGCGCGACCUGUGUGCCGUUUGGCAUGAGCAGCCUUUGGCCCUUACCAGCGCUAAUCGUUCCAGUGAGCCAAGCAGCCUGGAAGUCUCGGAGUUCCGGGCCCUGUGGCCGCAAUUGGGCGGUGUCUUUGAUGCAGGCCAAAUUGGACUCACAGAAGAGCGGCGUCUGGCUUCAACGGUCAUUGAUCUGGCCACUCCAGGCUAUUACGAGAUCGUCCGCGCAGGUGUGGCACUGAAGCAGACCAUCAGCAUGAUGGAGUUGUUCGGCAUUCAGUCGCGGAAAAUUCUAUAGUAUAAGAGAAACUAUUCAAAAAAAUUAUAAUUGUCAUGCUUAUAUUUUCUAGAUUCUUUUCUUUUAGAUUAAUUUUUUGAAUUACUACAAGACUCCAAAUUAAACAGUGAUUUUAAUAAAUAUGUUAUUUAAAAUAG